AUGGAAGCUCGGCGCGAGGAGAGUCGGCCCAGGGUGCGGUGGAGGAGCUGCGGCGAGCCCCAGGUCAUAUGCGGCUCUACCCAGGUUGUGGUUGUGGCGGGGGAGGGGUGGCUAUCACCUGGCUAUGUCACCGAGCUCCCGCCACGCUUCUGGAAGGCCGCGAGAGUGAGAUGUCACGUGCCCCUGCCAGCACAGGCCGAUGAGGGACGAUGUGAAGAUGCGCGACUCGUUGUGCAAGAGGUUGUUCCAGCCCCACGCCGCCGCCGCCGCCACCACGACUAUCGCCCGCGACAUCGACGGCCAGGCGCGUCUCCUCUUUCCUGUCCACACCGCAACCUCAACCUCAACCUCAACCCCAACAUCGCACUCGUCGCCGCCGCCGCCAUGUCGCGAGGAAAGAAAAAGGGCAAGAGCAAGAGCAAUGCCAAAGGCGGCUCGGCCAAGAGCACGCCCCAUCGCGCGCCUGCCAAACGCCACUCACUCCGCGACGAGGCAAUCGCGCCCAAGUUCUCCCUCAAAGACGAAGCCCGCUGGAUGUCCAGCCACCGCACCACUGCCUUUGAAGCCGGCAACAAGUUACGCAACAUGCCCAUCCAGUUCGUCAGCGCUGGCCACCUCCAAGGCACGCUGAAGGAGCCGUCCCAGGCCGAGCCUGCCACGCCUGAGUCGCCCGCUUCCAUGCCUGACAAUGCAGAAGCCAUGGCGCACAUGGCCAUUCGCAGCCCGUCGCCUGUGCCCUCGGAGGCCUCGUCUUCGAGCGCCGACGAGGUCCUUUUCAGAGGCCGUGCUGCUCAGCCUGCGGCUGCACCCUCUACCAAUACCCCGCACAACCCUACUCCUGCGCCCUUGGUUCCAUCUUCACACCCCGCGACGGCCUCUACUACUGAACAGCCUACACUGCCAACAGAGACGGCAGAAGCUCAAGCACCAGCUGAGCCAGGAUCGGAUGCCGACCAAGUAGACCAACGUCAGUUCGCCAAGCGGAGACGGGGCAGGCCUGCGUGGGAGGGCACCACUCCCGAGUGGGAACAUAGGAGCAAGCCGAAUAUCGGAUGGCUGCCUGCUGCAGAGCGCCCGAAUACGCAUGCCGACUCUCGCGAUGCAGCGCUAGACGACUCCAUGCAGAAUGUCGAGGACUUUGGCUUUACCGAAGAUCUGCUGGCAGCGUCUGCGUUUGCCCAUCGCGAAAUGGAUCUAGAUGCCGGCAACCACAACGACUGGGAGCCAGCAUCUGCCAUUGAAGGUGCGGGGCAAAAUGGUAAAGACAGUGCAGGCUGGGAUUCGGAUUUGCUGCACGAUUUCGACGACCUGAGUACUUCUUCAGACGUCGUUGACACUAUUGUACAAAUCCUGUCAAAGCGGACUCGUAAAUCCGGCCUACAUUAUCUUUGUGUCUACGAGGGUUCCGUGGCGGAUGACGCCCGGUGGUUGCCAGCUACGUUUCUAAAGAAACCCGCUGAGAAGCGGAUGAUUCAAGUCUUUGAGGACGAGGCUUUUGAGCGCGAACAGCAAAUGCUUACUAGCAGCGAUUCUGCCGACGAGUACGAAGAUGUGGACGAGGAAGACGAUGACGAUGACGAUGACGAAGACGACGACGAAGACGCGUAUGCUGAUGAAUUGGACGAUGAGACUAUUGCCAGGGUCCUGCAGAAACAAGAAGAGCUCGGAUUAGGCGCCGAUGAACUGCUUCUCUAUGGUGGUGAUGAUUUCUUCGGUGCACCGAGCCGCAGCAAGGACGCAUCCUUUGGCGGUUACGGCAGGUCAAACAAGAAGCGACAGAAUCGGGUACGCAGCAACAGGGAGCCAUCUUUCCCCUCGGCAUCUGCAAUGGUUGCAGCACUCGAAAUGGAUCCGUAUGGCGCCUUCGAUAUUAUGGAUACCGAACGACCUUCUCUGAAGCCCAAGAAGAAGGGCCGACGUGGCCAACCACCGCCGGAGCUGGAUGAUUCUGAUUUGAAUGAGCAGCUUCAAAACGCUUGGGCGGCUGAUAGGGCAAAGAAGCGCCUCAAGAAGGCUGAGCGUGAGGAGCUACGUCAGCAAGGCUUACUGGGCAGGAAGGGCAAGAGCCCCAGCCUCAAGGUCAAGUACCAGGGUGGCAUUGACAUGGAAGACAUUGUCGAAGAAUUGCGCGAGUUUAUGGUGGGAGACAUGCACACACUCUCGCUUCCUCCCAUGGAGGCUUAUCGCCGCGCCACUGUUCAUCAAGUUGCUGCUUUCUUCGACCUAAGCUCUCGCUCCCGUGGCGAUGGCAUGAACAGGUUCACCGUCCUUUCCAAGACCAACCGCACUCGCACCUACACCGACGACGAGUUUGGCAUUGCCAUCCAAAAGAAAGGCUUCCAGCAACGCCUGCGCGGUCCUCUCUACUCUCAGGGCGGUGGCGGACGUCCAGGCAAAUUCUCCACCGUCAAGCAUAAGCAAGGCGGCGUGCGCAGCCGGCCCCAACUAGGCUACAAAGACGGCGAGACAGUCGGCGCAAAUGCCCCCGAACUGGGUCCAGAGAACAAAGGCCACGCGCUGAUGAUGAAGAUGGGCUGGUCCACGGGCACCGCGCUCGGCGCCACCGACAACAAGGGCAUCUUGAAGCCCAUUCCCCACACGGUCAAGACAAACAAGGCCGGCUUGCAGUAG
This is a messenger RNA of Exserohilum turcica Et28A, 2631 nucleotides long. RefSeq lists its product as uncharacterized. NCBI's taxonomy places the organism in Eukaryota, Fungi, Ascomycota, Dothideomycetes, Pleosporales, Pleosporaceae. The coding region runs from base 1 to 2631 and encodes 876 amino acids. The record is from RefSeq and is a predicted model, not a curated record. Gene Ontology annotation, molecular function: nucleic acid binding. The transcript is spliced from 3 exons.